CGUGACAUUUUCAUCGAUCUAUAUCAUGGCAAGGAUGAUUCAGCCUCAACUCAAAAAGAUAAAAAGAUUCAGCCUCUGCUACCCUCGUCCCCACUUGCAGAAACAGGAAUGUGGAGCAUGCGCGACAAUGGCCGUCAGUCAGUUCCACCCAUCAACAGGUUCCACCCAUCCCAUCUCUUUUGCCUCCGACCUCACACAGCACCACCGACGGCUACAAUUAACCAUCCACAGCAUUCAUCAUUUCUCAAGUGUGCAAGCUCUAGAACACAAGCACCCAGCUGGGAUCGAAGAGCAAUGGCGGAAGCAGGGGAAUGGCUGCCAUACGUCUCCACGCUGGCGCCCUGCCUCCUCGGCUUCGCGCUCUACUUCUACGCGCCCUACUGGGGAGUCCGGGGCGUGCCGGGCCCUCCGGCGCUGCCGAUCGUCGGCCACCUGCCGCUGCUCGCCCUCCACGGCCCCGACGUCUUUGGCGCCCUCGCCAAGAAAUACGGCCCCAUCUUCAGGUUCCAUCUCGGGAGGCAGCCUCUGGUGAUCGUGGCUGACCCGGAGCUGUGCAAGGAGGUCGGGGUGCGGCAGUUCAAGAGCGUCCCCAACCGGAGCCUGCCGUCGCCGAUCGCCGGCUCCGACCUCCACCAGAAGGGCCUCUUCUUCACGAGGGACGAGAGGUGGUCGGCCAUGCGGAACACCAUCAUCUCGCUCUACCAGCCGUCGCACCUCGCCGGCCUCAUCCCCACCAUGCAGCGCUGCAUCGAGCGCGCCGCCGACACCAUACAGUUGAACGGCAACGUCGACAUCGACUUCUCCGACCUCGCCCUCAAGCUGGCCACCGACGUCAUCGGGCAGGCGGCGUUCGGCGUCGACUUCGCGCUCUCGGCGCCGCGCGAGCAUGGCGGACGCGAGGCCGAGGAGUUUAUGGCCGAGCACGUCCACUCCACCACCUCGCUCAAGAUGGACCUGUCGGCGUCCCUCUCCAUUGUGCUGGGCCUCGUCGCGCCGGCGCUGCAGGGGCCGGCGCGGGGGCUUCUCCGGCGACUCCCCGGGACGGCGGACCGGAGGAUCGCGCGGACGAACGACCGACUGCGGGCGAGGGUGGAGGAGAUCGUGGCGAGCAGGGAGCGCGACCUGGACAAGAGAAGAGGGCAGAGGGACUUCCUGUCGGCGCUGCUCAACGCCCGGGACAGCGGGGGCGACAAGAUGAGGGAGCUGCUGACGCCGGAGUACGUGGGCGCGCUCACCUACGAGCACCUCCUCGCCGGGUCGGCCACCACGUCCUUCACGCUCUCCUCCGCCGUGUACCUCGUCUCCGGGCACCCGGAGGUCGAGGCCAAGCUGCUCGCCGAGGUCGACCGGUCCGGCGCCGCACCGCCGACGGCCGACGAUCUCCAGCGCAACUUCCCCUACCUCGACCGGGUGAUAAAGGAGGCGACGCGGUUCUACACGGUGUCGCCGCUGAUCGCGAGGGAGACGUCGCGGCGGGUGGAGGUCGGGGGCCACGCGCUCCCGAAGGGCACGUGGCUGUGGCUGGCGCCGGGGGUGCUGGCGAGGGACGCGGCGCAGUUCCCGGAGCCCGGCGAGUUCCGGCCGGAGCGGUUCGAGGCCGGGUGCGAGGAGGAGCGGCGGCGGCACCCGUACGCGCACGUGCCAUUCGGGCUGGGCCCGCGGGCGUGCGUCGGGCAGCGGUUCGCGCUGCAGGAGGUGAAGCUGGCCAUGUUCCACCUCUACCGCCGCUACGUGUUCCGCCGGUCGCCGCGGAUGGAGUCGCCGCCGGAGUUCCAGUUCGGGAUCGUGCUCGGCUUCAAGCACGGCGUCAAGCUCAGGGCCAUCGAGCGGCGCAGCCCCGCCUAGGCCUCGACAUGAAAGAUGAUCUUCACAGCAACUUCUGCGAGUUUUGCUCCUCGGAAGUAGUCACCGUAUACCAGGGGGCAACAUUGCCCCAGCUUUGUUCUACCGAGCAGUGAGCACCAGCUUGCUGCUCGAAUAUGCACCAAGAAAAGCGCUGCUGGUCCUGGAACCACUGAGGACGGUGUGGCGGCAGUUGGAAAUUCGAUCACCCUGCAACUUGACUAUAGUACUGUACUUGAGAAAUUAUAACAGGUCGAGCAUUAAAGAUAACACACUUGAAAAUAGCAUCAGUGCUUCAAUAUUUAUGUUAUCCGACGCAAAGAAUCCCUUGAGGCAAAACAUGUCAGCAUGGCGACAACAUGCAUCGUGUAUAUCAAAUCCUUCUA
Triticum aestivum (bread wheat) is the source of this 2228-nucleotide messenger RNA. Its product is annotated as cytochrome P450 711A1. The transcript has a single exon. Bases 109 to 1845 code for a protein of 578 amino acids. The record is from RefSeq and is a predicted model, not a curated record. Gene Ontology annotation, molecular function: heme binding; iron ion binding; monooxygenase activity. Lineage: Eukaryota; Viridiplantae; Streptophyta; Magnoliopsida; Poales; Poaceae.